Dovyalis caffra is the source of this 501-nucleotide messenger RNA. NCBI's taxonomy places the organism in Eukaryota, Viridiplantae, Streptophyta, Magnoliopsida, Malpighiales, Salicaceae. The record is from the annotation of a GenBank genome assembly.
AUGUCUUGCGGUGAACGAGGUUUGGAUAUGGCUGUUGUCCCUGCAGGCUACAGGUUUAGCCCCAGUGAUAAAGAUCUUGAAAAUUUUGGGUCAAAACUUCCCGUUAACGUUAUUCCACUGAUGCUUAUGCAUCAAGCCCAGAUAAACUCCCUUUGGGAUGAUGAUGAUGAUACCAUCCUAGUAGAUGGUGGUUGCUAUGAAAUUGACCCCGACAGUGUAGCUCCGAUCACAUGGGAGGGUAAAAUUGUUGGUUAUGUGAAGACGUUGGAUUUCUAUCAAGGAAGCCCUCCUAAUGGAACUGAAACCAAAUGGAUGGUAGAAGAAUUUGGAGUCAAUCUGGAGUUUGUACCGGUUGACAAAGCUGACCAUAGCACUCAAGAGAAGGUAAUUGAAUUCACUUGUUUAAUGUAUGGCAAUGUGUUGCAUUUGACAUCAAACCUUGUUGCAUGCAAAAUUUCUCGAGUGUUACCUGAACCUGAAUGGCAUGAUCAAGUCAAUUAA